CUGGCAACCGGGCUGUAACGGGGGGGAUAAGCUGCAGCCUCCGUCUCUCAGGUGCUCCGAUGGAGUGAAGCGGCCGCCGAGGCGCCUUGACUUCCUGUCCCGGUCGAUGAUGGAGAGGGUGAGUGUCUCAUCUCAGUGAAGCCCGGGCCGGGGGUCAGAGGUCAUUGAUUAAAACCUGCACCUCUCCCUCUUACCCCCUGAAACCCCUGUCCCCCCUUCCCACGGCCCUUUGGUCACCCACCCUUAAAGAAUCAGUGGGCCGUCUGAUCGUCAGUGGACCACCAGUGGAGGCGGCGCCGAGCGUCCCGCACCGCCUCUCAGACCCCUCCCCCCCCCCGCCUCUAGCUCCCCGGCCUCAAGAUGAUGUGCGAGGUGAUGCCCACCAUCUCGGAGGACGGGCGCGGAGGCGGCGGCUCGUCUCCCCCGCCGGGGGGCGGGGCAGGAGGAGGGAUGGGAGGCAUCGGGGGCUACGGCGGCAGGGAUGCCCGCGGCGGCGGCAGCGCGGGCGGCGGCGGCGGCAGCAGCGACGAGGGGGGCAGCACGGGCAACCUGGAGUCGCUGAUGGUGAACAUGCUGACGGAGAGGGAGCGGCUGCUGGAGAGCCUGAGGGAGACGCAGGACUGCCUGGGGACGGCGCACCUGCGCCUCAGGGACCUCGGCCACGAGAAGGAGUCGCUGCAGAGGCAGCUGUCCAUCGCCCUGCCGCAGGAGUUCGCAGUGCUGACCAAAGAGCUGAACCUCUGCCGGGAACAGCUGCUGGAGAGGGAGGAGGAGAUAGCCGAGCUGAAGGCGGAGAGGAACAACACACGGCUGCUGCUGGAGCAUCUGGAGUGCCUGGUGUCCCGCCACGAGCGCAGCCUGAGGAUGACCGUGGUGAAGAGGCAGACCCAGUCCCCGGCUGGGGUCUCCAGCGAGGUGGAGGUCCUGAAAGCCCUCAAGUCGCUGUUCGAGCACCACAAAGCUCUGGACGAGAAGGUGAGGGAGCGGCUACGGGUGGCGCUGCAGCGGGUGGCGUCCCUGGAGGAAGAGCUGCAGUCCUCUUCCCAGGAGGUCGUGUCCCUAAGGGAGCAGAUCAAGCGGCGGCAGCAAGGACUGGACGGCGGCAAAGAGCGGCUUCCCAACGGGCCGUCGUCCAUCCUGGACGACGGCGACGUGGACCGUCAGCGCGAGGGCGAGAUAGAGCGACAGAGGUCGGAGCUGGGUCAGCUCAAAGAGAGACUGGCCCUCAUGUGCAGACAGGUCGGGGAGAUCGAGGAGCAGCUGACGUCCGCCCGCCGGGAGCUGGCCCGAUCGGAGGAGGCCAACCAGAAACUGCAGAGGGACGUGAAGGAGGCUCUCUGUCAGAGGGAAGACAUGGAGGAGAGAAUCACCACGUUGGAGCGCAGGUACCUGAGUGCCCAGAGGGAGGCGACGUCUCUCCACGACACCAAAGACAAGCUGGAGAACGAGCUGGCCAGCAAAGACUCGCUCUACAGACAGGGCGAGGAGAAGAACCGGCAGCUCCAGGAGCGCCUGGAUGACGCCAAGCAGAAGCUGCAGCAGACUCUGCAGAGGGCCGAGACGCUGCCGGAGAUCGAGGCGCAGCUCGCCCAGAGAGUGGCAGCCCUCAACAAGGCGGAGGAGCGACAUGGUAACUUUGAGGAGCGACUGCGACAGAUGGAGGCGCAACUGGAGGAGAAGAACCAGGAGCUGCAGAGGGCGAGGCAGCGGGAGAGGAUGAACGACGAACACAACAAGCGCCUCUCCGACACGGUGGACAAGCUGCUGUCUGAGUCCAACGAGAGGCUGCAGCUGCACCUGAAGGAGAGGAUGGCGGCCCUGGAGGAGAAGAAUGCGCUGUCGGAGGAACUGUCCAACAUGAAGAAACUCCAGGACGAUCUGUUGGCGAACAAGGACCAGCUGAUCGCAGAGCUGGAGCGCCUUCAGCUGGAGUUGGAUCAGCUGAGAGCGAGGCCCGGUGGCUCUUAUUCCAGUCGCUCUCUGCCGGGGAGCGCUCUGGAGCUGAGGUAUUCCCACGGGAAUGGCUCGCUACCGACCGGCUCGACCACUCACCUGGACACCUUCGGUAACGCGUCCGCCGGGGGCGUGGUCAGGCGGAGUCACCGGGCCCGUUGGAGCUCGGCCAGAGAGGACUCCACCAAGUACCCGGACUGGGAGAGCGGGGCCCUGCUGGGGACCGGGUUCGACCCGGGCCUGGACGUGGGCGGCUCCGACGACGAUGACGACGGCGACCCUCGGUUCGGCUCCGAGCUGCUCUCCCCCAGCGGGCAGACGGACGUGCAGACCCUGGCCAUCAUGCUGCAGGAACAGCUGGAGGCCAUCAACAAGGAGAUCAAACUCAUCCAGGAGGAGAAGGAGAACACGGAGCUGCGGGCCGAGGAGAUCGAGAGCCGGGUCAGCGUGGCUCUGGACCCUCCGUCCUCCCUGGGGAGGGACAGCACGGGACGGGGCUUCAUCCCCUCGUCCAUCACGUCCUCCACCCUGGCCUCCCCCUCCCCCCCCAGCUCCGGACACUCCACCCCUCGCCUGUCUCACUCCCCGGCCCGCGAGACGGAUAGACAGAACAGCAAAGAUGACGACCGCUCCCUGGCUCUUCUGGAUGCCACGCCUCCUUCCACUCCUCGCGCUCUGCGGCUGGACAGGAUGACCCUCACCCACCCGGGCGCCAUGCUCGACGACCCCCGGGAGUUUCGCGGUCUCUCGGCAGAUGGCAGCAGCUCCAACAGCAGCCAGGAUUCUCUCCACAAGUCCAGUAAGAAGAAAAGCAUCAAGUCCUCCAUCGGGCGACUUUUCGGGAAGAAGGAGAAAGGACGGAUGGGCCAACCCGGGCGGGAGGGGUCCGCUUCUCUCGCGUCCACGCCAUCCGAGGAAAUGGCCUCCGGCGACCCGAUGGGCCUGAACAAGACCGGGACUCUGGGUCCGGCAGAUAAAGACCGCCGCAGCAAGAAGAAGCAUGAGCUGCUGGAGGAAGCAUGUCGCCAAGGACUCCCCUUCGCAUCCUGGGACGGACCCACGGUCGUGUCCUGGUUGGAGCUGUGGGUGGGAAUGCCGGCCUGGUACGUCGCCGCCUGCCGCGCCAACGUGAAGAGCGGCGCCAUCAUGGCCAACCUGUCGGACACGGAGAUCCAGAGGGAGAUCGGCAUCAGCAACCCGCUGCACCGCCUCAAGCUGCGGCUGGCCAUCCAGGAGAUGGUGUCCCUCACCAGCCCCUCGGCGCCGGCCAGCACCCGCUCCUCGACCAGUAACGUGUGGAUGACCCACGCUGAGAUGGAGUCCCUGAACGCAGCCACCAAGCCCCCGCUCAAGGAGUUCAGCUGGGAUCAGAUACUGGCCUACGGCGACAUGAAUCACGAGUGGGUGGGCAACGACUGGCUGCCCAGCCUGGGUCUGCCGCAGUACCGCAGCUACUUCAUGGAGUCCCUGGUGGACGCCCGCAUGUUGGACCACCUGACCAAGAAGGAGCUGAGAGGACAGCUCAAGAUGGUGGACAGCUUCCACAGGGUCAGUCUGCAUUACGGCAUCAUGUGCCUGAAGCGGCUCAACUACGAUCGCAAGGAGCUGGAGAGGAAGAGAGAGGAGAGCGUCCACCACAGCAAAGAUGUGAUGGUGUGGUCCAACGAGCGUGUGAUGUGCUGGGUUCAGACCAUCGGCCUGAAGGAGUACGGAGACAACCUGCGUGAGAGCGGCGUACACGGCGCCCUGCUGGCAUUGGACGACACCUUCGACUACACCGACCUGGCGCUGCUGCUGCAGAUCCCCAACCAGCACACGCAGGCCCGACAGCUUCUGGAGCAGGAGUACAACUCCCUCAUCUCCAUGGGGACGGAGAGACGACCCGACGAGGACGGAGCGAAGACGUUCACCCGCUCGCCCUCCUGGAGGAAGAUGUUUCGGGAGAAAGACCUCCGGGGCGUGACCUCCGACUCCGCCGAGACCCUGCCUGCCAACUUCCGUGCCUCAGCCAUCUCCACGCCCUCCGUUACCCUGAGAAAGGUGCAGAGCGACGCCAGCUCCGGCGCCCGGGGGGAGUCCGCCUCAGUGAGGACGUACUCCUGCUGAGGGGCCGAGGGCGCCACUGGAUUUGGGACUAGAGGACCUGCUUGCUCAUCCUCGAGGGAGAGGGGGGGUUCGGGGGGGGGGUCAAUGAAUAUAACCAUUUCACUUUUGAAAAUGAAUCCAUCCGUCCGUCCUGCAAUAACCGAAGCAAAAGGAACGAAGGCG
Molecule: messenger RNA, 4221 nt
Organism: Gasterosteus aculeatus aculeatus (three-spined stickleback)
Lineage: Eukaryota; Metazoa; Chordata; Actinopteri; Perciformes; Gasterosteidae
Source: RefSeq, a predicted model, not a curated record